CCCCUUCACCUCCCCCCUCCAGGAUCACUAUCUUUGGGACAGGGGCUAAGUGGCUGGCUGUCCUGGAGGAGAGGAACCUGAGGCCUGCUGACAGUCACAGUCUGCAGUCCCUCCACACCAUCCUGUCCACAGGCUCUCCUCUCAAGCCCCAGAGCUACGACUACGUCUACCACUGCAUCAAGAGUUCCGUGCUGCUGGGAUCCAUCUCAGGAGGGACAGACAUUGUGUCGUGCUUCAUGGGUCAGAACCCCACGGUGCCGGUGUACCGGGGAGAGAUCCAGACCAGGAACCUGGGGAUGGCUGUGGAGGCCUGGGCCUCAGAGGGUAAGCCUGUGUGGGGGGAGAGUGGGGAGCUGGUGUGUGUCAGGCCCCUCCCCUGUCAGCCCACACACUUUUGGAACGACGACAAUGGAAGUAAAUACCACAAGGCCUACUUCUCCUCUUACCCUGGAGUGUGGGCUCAUGGAGACUACUGUAAGAUCAACCCUGUGACUGGAGGCAUCGUCAUGCUGGGGAGGAGUGAUGGAACUCUGAACCCUAAUGGAGUUCGCUUUGGAAGCUCCGAGAUCUACAACAUCGUGGAGGCGUUUGAGGAGGUGUCAGACAGCCUGUGUGUGCCUCAGUAUAACAGUGAUGGGGAGGAGCGUGUGGUUCUGUUCCUGAAGAUGGCUCCUGGCCGCUGCUUCUCUGCAGCGCUGGUCCAGAGCGUCCGUGCUGCCGUCAGGAAGGGGCUGUCAGCCAGACACGUUCCUGCUCUGCUGCUGGAGACCACAGACAUCCCUUACACUGUGAGCGGUAAGAAGGUAGAGGUGGCGGUGAAGCAGGUGAUCGCCGGUCGGGAGGUGACCCAGCGUGGAGCGUUCUCCAACCCAGACUCCCUGGACCUCUACAAGAACCUUCCGGAACUGCAGAACUUCUAAGAAGAACCUCUUCAUCGUCCUCUCCCCCCCUCCUCUACGA
Osmerus eperlanus (European smelt) is the source of this 960-nucleotide messenger RNA. RefSeq names its product acetoacetyl-CoA synthetase-like. The transcript has 8 exons. Lineage: Eukaryota; Metazoa; Chordata; Actinopteri; Osmeriformes; Osmeridae. The record is from RefSeq and is a predicted model, not a curated record. The annotation marks the transcript as partial. Gene Ontology annotation, molecular function: acetoacetate-CoA ligase activity. Gene Ontology annotation, biological process: positive regulation of insulin secretion.